Molecule: messenger RNA, 5144 nt
Organism: Xyrauchen texanus (razorback sucker)
Lineage: Eukaryota; Metazoa; Chordata; Actinopteri; Cypriniformes; Catostomidae
Product: vigilin-like
Exons: 28
Coding region: 200-4021 (1273 amino acids)
Cellular component (GO): cytoplasm; nucleus
Molecular function (GO): mRNA binding
Source: RefSeq, a predicted model, not a curated record
AUGCACAGUCUGCAACUCCUCCCUUUUGCCAGUGGAGUUUCACUACGAGCUUCUGCACCACACAGGGCAGACGGGAACACAAACACAAGCAAAAGCUGGCAGGCUGACACAAACGGGCAGCUUUACAGGACGGAUUCUCUGGUAACUGACCAUUUAGCUGUGGCACACUCAGACUCCGUGUAAACGUGGGAUUUCGACCAUGAGCUCAGUCGCUGUACUUACGCAAGAAAGCUUUAAUGAGCAUCGCAGUGGCCUUCUGCCAGAGCAAGUCAAAGCUGCUGUGGCAGGCCCUAGCAGUGCAGAAGAUGAGGACAGCCUGCCCACCUACAAGGAUGCCUUUCCCCCUCUGCCUGAAAAGCCUUCAUCUCCAGAGGGGGUUCAGGAGGUUGGAAACGCCUGGACAACAAAGCUCAAACCCCUUAAGUCAUCAAUAAUAACCCAGGUUUUCCAUGUUCCUCUGGAAGAGCGCAAGUACAAGGAUAUUAACCAGUUUGGAGAAGGAGACCAGGCUAAAGUAUGUCUUGACAUCAUGCACAAGACUGGAGCUCACCUGGAACUCUCCAUGGCUAAAGACCAAGGCCUCUCCAUAAUGGUGUCUGGGAAACAUGAUGCUGUCAUGAAAGCCCGCAAAGAGAUUGUGUCCCGACUGCAGACUCAGGCUUCAGCUACUGUGGCCAUCCCCAAAGAACAUCAUCGCUUUGUCAUCGGCAAGAGUGGGGAGAAACUGCAGGAGCUCGAGUUAAAGACUGCCACCAAGAUCCAGAUCCCUAGACCUGAAGACCCUAGCAACCUCAUCAAGAUCUCUGGAACCAAGGAAGGUUUGGAGAAGGCCAAGCAUGAGAUCCUGCUAAUUUCUGCUGAGCAGGACAAGCGGGCAGUGGAGAGACUGAACAUUGAAAAGGUGUACCACCCCUUCAUCACUGGAGCUUACAACAAGCUGGUGGGGGAGUUGAUGCAGGAGACGGGUGCCCGAAUUAAUGUCCCUCCACCCAGUGUGAACAAAACUGAGAUUGUCAUCACCGGUGAGAAAGAGCAGGUGGCCUUGGCAAUGGUCAAGAUCAAGAAGAUUUAUGACGAGAAGAAGAAGAAUGUAACCACUAUUGCAGUGGAGGUGAAGAAAUCUCAGCAUAAGUAUGUGAUUGGGCCUAAGGGUAACACCCUACAAGAGAUCCUGGACAGGACCGGCGUCUCUGUCGAGAUCCCAUCCCUUGACAGCAACUCAGAGACCGUAAUCCUGCGUGGGGAGCCAGACCGGCUGGGCCAGGCACUCACUGAAGUGUAUGCCAAGGCCAACAGCUACACUGUGUCUUCAGUCUUGGCUCCUUCUUGGCUUCAUCGCUUCAUUAUUGGCAAGAAAGGACAGAAUCUGGCAAAGAUCACCCAGCAAAUGCCCAAGGUGCACAUUGAGUUCACGGAGGGAGAGGACAAGAUCACGCUGGAAGGACCCACCAAAGAUGUACAGAUAGUACAGGGGCAGAUUGAAGUCAUCGUCACAGAUCUGGUUAGUCGAAUGGACUACACCGAGAUUAGUGUGGACCCCAAAUUCCACCGACACUUGAUUGGGAAAGGCGGUGCAAACAUUAACCGCAUAAAAGAGCAGCACAAAGUGUCAGUCCGCAUUCCACCUGACAAUGAGAAGAGUAACCUGAUUCGUAUCGAGGGUGACCCCCAGGGCGUCCAAGAGGCCAAGAAGGAGCUGCUGGAGCUAGCGUCACGCAUGGAGAAUGAGCGUACAAAGGACAUGAUCAUUGAACAGCGAUUUCAUAGAGCCAUCAUCGGACAGAAAGGCGAGAAAGUAAAAGAAAUUCGGGACAAAUUCCCUGAGGUUAUCAUAAACUUCCCUGAUCCAGCGCAGAAAAGUGACAUUGUACAGCUGCGUGGGCCUCGCAAUGAGGUGGAGAAAUGCACAAAGUUCAUGCAGAAAAUGGUGGCUGAAAUGGUGGAGAACAGCUUUUCCGUCUCUGUGCCCAUUUUCAAACAAUUCCACAAAAACAUAAUUGGCAAAGGAGGAGCAAAUAUAAAGAAGAUCCGUGAAGAGACCAACACUAAGAUUGACCUGCCUGCAGAAAACAGCAACUCUGAAAUGAUUGUCAUCACUGGGAAGAAGGCAAACUGUGAGGCAGCAAAAAACAGGAUUCUGGCCAUUCAGAAAGAACUGGCAAAUAUUACAGAGGUGGAGGUAUCCAUCCCAUCAAAAUUGCACAACUCCCUAAUUGGCUCAAAGGGGCGCUUUGUGCGUUCCAUCAUGGAGGAGUGUGGUGGUGUGCACAUACAUUUCCCAACAGAGGGCUCUGGCAUUGAUGCAGUGACAAUCAGAGGCCCAGCAGAGGAGGUAGAGAAAGCCAAGAAGCAGCUGCUGUCCCUGGCAGAAGAGAAGCAAACUAAAAGCCACACAGUUGAGCUUCGUGCCAAACCUGAAUACCACAAGUUCCUUAUUGGCAAAGGAGGUGGAAAUAUCCGGAAGGUGCGGGACAGUACAGGUGCCAGGAUCAUCUUCCCUACUGCUGAGGAUAAGGAUCAGGAGCUGAUCACUGUCAUCGGUACAGAGGAAUCUGUAGCUGAAGCACAAAAGGAGUUGGAGGCACUCAUUAAGAGCUUGGAAAACAUUGUCGAGGAUUUUAUGACUGUCGAUCCCAAACACCAUCGUUUUUUUGUGGCACGGCGUGGUCAAGUCCUGAGGGAUAUGGCAGAUGAGUAUGGUGGGAUUAUUAUCAGUUUCCCCCGGACUGGCACACAGAGUGAUCAGGUCACCCUAAAGGGAGCCAAAGAUUGUGUGGAGGCUGCCAAGAAACGUAUUCUGGAGUUGAUUGAGGAUUUGGAUGCCCAAGUGACCAUGGAGUGUGUGAUCCCUCAGAAGUUCCACCGCUCCAUAAUGGGGCCUAAGGGCUCACGCAUACAACAGAUCACUAAAGACCACAGUGUGCAGAUAAAGUUUCCAGACAGAGAGGACCAGCAAGCUUUUUCAGCUGAUGUUCCAGUGCAGGAGAAUGGAGAGGCCAACGGAGAGGUGAAGGAGCCUGCUGAUCAUUCAGCCCCAAAGAAGUGUGACAUCAUUGUGCUUUCUGGCCGCAAAGAGAGAUGUGAAGCUGCUGUUGAGGCACUAAAAGCUUUAGUUCCAGUGACCAUUGCGGUGGAAGUGCCUUUUGACCUUCAUCGCUACAUCAUUGGUCAAAAAGGAAGCGGAAUCCGCAAGAUGAUGGAUGAGUUUGAGGUUAAUAUUCAAGUGCCUGCUCCUGAGUUACAGUCUGACAUUAUCUCCAUUACUGGCCUGGCCUCACACCUUGACCGCGCUAAAGAGGGUCUUCUUGAGCGUGUCAAAGAGCUACAGGCUGAACAGGAGGAUCGGGCUCUCAGGAGUUUCAAGCUGACCAUCACUGUGGAUCCCAAGUAUCACCCCAAGAUCAUCGGACGCAAGGGCACCAUAAUAACCCAAAUCCGCAAUGAACAUGAGGUCAACAUUCAGUUUCCAGAGAAAAAUUAUGAGAACCAGGAUCAGAUUACCAUUAAUGGGUACGAGCAGAAUGCUGUGGCAGCACGUGAUGCCAUUCAGGCUAUAGUGGAUGAGCUGGAGGAAAUGAUCUCUGAGGACAUCACCCUGGACAGCAGAGUCCAUGCCCGCAUCAUAGGGGCACGUGGCAAGGGCAUACGCAGGAUCAUGGAUGAGUUUAAAGUUGAUGUUCGGUUCCCUCAGAGUGGAGCCACAGAUCCAAAUUUAGUGACUGUGACUGGCCGUCCAGAGCAGGUGGAUGAAGCCAUUGAUCACCUUCUAAACCUUGAGGAAGAAUAUUUGGCUGAUAUGGUUGAAAAUGAAGCCAAAAUGGCCUAUAUGAAGCCUUCGGGUUCAAGUGCUGGCAGCAUGGAAGAAUCUCGUGGUCCAUCCAAGGGAUUUGUUGUGAGGGAGGCUCCUUGGACCACUAGCAAUGAGAAGGCCCCUGAUAUGAGCAGCUCUGAGGAAUUCCCCAGCUUUGGUGCGCCUGUGGCUGCUGCAAGAUCAUCUCCAUGGGGACCUAAACGUUUCUGAAGUGUGUGUGUCCAUCAACAGUUAUGUUGCAACCUCCUGGUCCCCUCUACAACUGUCCCUUAUUUGACCCAUGUGGAUGUGGACUGACCACCGAUUCUGCCCCCCCAAUAUAGCAACACAUUUCCUUUUACUCAAAUAGCAUCUGCAAAUAAACGAGUCUUGAUUCUCUCAUUGACCCCUAUGAACCCCAAAACAGGUGGUGAACAUUUUUAUGAUGGCAGCCUCUACCUGGUCUGCCACAGUUUUGCUGAAUUUGUAUGAAAUAAGUCAACCUGUUUGCAUGUAGAGAGAAUCACAAAUAGAAGGAUAACAAAUGUACACCUGACAAUGCUUUCAGGUCUGUAACAAUCCAGGUAUAAGUGAUAUUUGAUGACUUCAUUACAAAAAUGUUAUUUCAUUACAAAAGUUAUGUCUUCUGGUUUAUCGCGCUGCUCUGUUUCAUAGUUGCCUUUGCAAUGGGGUUGGGGGAAAAAAUAUACUGUAUACCUCUAAAAGAUGAUGCUUCUUAUUGAAGUCAAAUGCAGUCUUAGGAAAUGGGUAACCAGUUGUACUUUGCCUCAUUCUCUAGGGUAUUCAUUCCGUUGCAAACAUUUCAGUGGUCUCUGUCUGUCUCCCUAUUUUAUCUAAUGCUUCUGAUUUGGGCAGGGGAACUUAUUCCAUGUAGCCUUUAAAACUUUCAGACUUCAAGAGUGACUCACUACAGAAGUAUUUUAAAACUGCCAUUUGCUUUGGGAGUCCCAGGGAUGUAGUCGCUUGUGCAGUCCCAAUGUUUCCAAAGUCUCUAAAUCUUACACUAAUGGCUUAUACUUUUUCUUUUUGAUAUUUAGAAGUCAUGUUUAUUAAAAAAAAGUGAGCAUAUAACAUUUGGAAGGAAAAAAAGCAGACCAUUUUGUGCCAAUGGUAUGUCAAGUUAUGUCAUGUGUUGCUCAUUCGUGCUAAUGGGUCAGUUGUCCAACCCCCCAAUUGUUGUCUUCCAAUUGCUAUGCAGGUUGGUCCAAAACCAUAGCAAUGGCCCUCUUAAUAGCCUUAUAAGAAUUAUGCAAAGAUGACACGUAAACAAUUAUGGAUGACACUGGAAAAUAAACUGUCCAAAAAAAUAAAUAAAAAUUGAAAAUGUAUCCGG